Meleagris gallopavo (turkey) is the source of this 1358-nucleotide messenger RNA. NCBI's taxonomy places the organism in Eukaryota, Metazoa, Chordata, Aves, Galliformes, Phasianidae. The record is from RefSeq and is a predicted model, not a curated record.
CCACCAUCCCCCUCCCAACCCCUUCUAACCCUUUCCCCCCACCGCAGCCCCCUGGAGCGCCUGGCCUUGGACCAAAUCCUUGGUUUCAUCCUCAACGUCCCGUCCCACAUCUCCCUGGGUUUCGUUUCCCUCCCGUUCCGCCGCCAGCACUGGUUGGCAGUCAGGCAGCUGGGGGGCGUUUAUUACAACCUCGACUCCAAACUGCGCUCCCCGGCGCCCAUCGGAGGCGAGGAGGAGCUCAGGGUUUUCCUGAGGGAUUUCCUCUCCCAAGGCCUCUGUGAAGUCUUCCUCGUCGUCCCCCGUGCCGUGGAGGAGGCGGGAGGGUGGCUGGGCCCCGAGUGACACCCCACGACGACGGUGACAACAACCUCGUGGCACUUCGUGGCUGAAACUGUCCCCCUUUUUCUUUGGGAGCGUUGCUGUGAACCUGGAUGGGUUUCGGGGCGCCCUUCUCACCCCCUCCAUCCGCUGGCUGUCGUGGGGGCUUCGGUUUCCUGAUUUCACCCCAAUUCUGUGCUUCCCCGUGGCACCGACUGUGUGACAACGGUGGUGCUUUGGUUGUGUGGCUCCCGGCACCCCACUGCUCUGCGUGUCACCUCCCUGCUGCCUCCCUGUGUCACAGCUUGGCGCCCUGUGGCACCCGCGCGUGGGGUUGUGUUCUGCCCUUCUGGUGGUGGAUGGCACCCCAUGGAGGAGGAUGUCACCCCAUGGAGGAUGGCACCCCAUGGAGGAGGAUGUCACCUGGUGGUGGAUGUCACCCCAUGGAGGAGGAUGUCACCCCAUGGAGGAUGUCACCUGGUGGUGGAUGUCACCCUGUGGAGGUGGAUGUCACUUUGAGGAGGAUGUCACCCCAUGGAGGAGGAUGUCACCUGGUGGUGGAUGUCACCCCAGGGAGGAGGAUGUCACCUGGUGGUGGAUGUCACCCCAUGGAGGAGGAUGUCACCCCAUGGAGGAGGAUGUCACCUGGUGGUGGAUGUCACCCCAUGGAGGAUGUCACCCCAUGGAGGAGGAUGUCACCUGGUGGUGGAUGUCACCCCAUGGAGGAUGUCACUCCAUGGAGGAGGAUGUCACCCCAUGGAGGAGGAUGUCACUUUGAGGAGGCAGAUGUCACCCCAUGGAGGUGGAUGUCACCCCAUGGAGGAUGUCACCUGGAGGAGGAUGUCACCCUAUGGAAGAUGUCACCUGGUGGCAGAUGUCACCCCAUUGAGGAUGUCAGUCACCAUCUCGAUGUCACCUGGAGGCAGAUGUCACCCCAUCGGAUGUCACCUGCUGUGACCUCAGGGCACGCGUGGCCUUUGCUUUGUACCCGUCUGGGAUUAAUUACCCUUUGGAAAAGUGAUUAAAAACACCAAUUUACA